This is a messenger RNA of Gracilinanus agilis (Agile Gracile Mouse Opossum), 957 nucleotides long. Its product is annotated as olfactory receptor 56-like. The transcript has a single exon. Gene Ontology annotation, biological process: G protein-coupled receptor signaling pathway. The record is from RefSeq and is a predicted model, not a curated record. Gene Ontology annotation, cellular component: membrane. Lineage: Eukaryota; Metazoa; Chordata; Mammalia; Didelphimorphia; Didelphidae. The coding region runs from base 10 to 957 and encodes 315 amino acids. Gene Ontology annotation, molecular function: G protein-coupled receptor activity; olfactory receptor activity.
AGUAGAAACAUGGGGCCAUGGCUGAACCAUUCAUCAGUAGGUGAAUUCAUCCUUUUGGGCAUCUUCUCACAUAGCCGAACUGAUCUUGUUCUUUUCUCUGCUGUCCUGGUGGUCUUCACAGUGGCCUUGACUGGGAAUACCCUCCUUCUCUUCCUGAUCUAUAGUGAUGCCCAGCUCCAUACUCCCAUGUACUUUUUCCUUAGCCAUCUCUCCUUUAUGGAUCUCACUCUGAUCUGUACCAUUGUGCCCAAGAUGGCUGACAAUUUCAUACAUGACAGAAAGUCCAUUUCUUUCAUUGGAUGUGGGCUUCAGAUUGGCCUCUUUGUCACUCUAGUUGGCUCUGAGGGUCUUCUACUGGGUCUUAUGGCUUAUGACCGCUAUGUGGCUAUCAACCACCCACUACGCUACCAUGUGCUCAUGAGCCAACGAGUGUGCCUUCAGAUUGUUGGUAGCUCCUGGGCCUUUGGAACCUUAGAUGGGUUGAUCCAAGUAGUGGCAGCCAUGACUUUCCCCUAUUGUGGUUCUCGAGAGGUGGAUCAUUUUUUCUGUGAGGUGCCAGCUUUGUUGAAGCUGGCUUGUGCUGACACAUCUCUCUUUGAUACCUUACUUUUUUCUUGCUGUGUUUUUAUGCUCCUCCUCCCUUUCUCCAUAAUUGUGGCUUCCUAUGCCCAAAUCCUGAGGGCUGUGAUCAGCAUGAAUUCUACCCAAGCACGUCAAAAAGCUCUGACCACCUGUUCUUCCCAUCUGGCAGCUGUCUCUCUCUUUUAUGGGGCAGCCAUGUUCAUCUACUUGAGGCCCAAGAGCUACCGUGCUCCUGGUCAUGACAAGAUAGUCUCCCUCUUCUACACAGUCCUCACACCCAUGCUCAACCCCUUGAUCUAUAGUUUGAGAAACCGUGAGGUGAUGGGGGCUUUGAGGAAGAAACUGAGCCGCUGGGUCACUGGCUGCCAGAAAUAG